Molecule: messenger RNA, 2985 nt
Organism: Triticum urartu
Lineage: Eukaryota; Viridiplantae; Streptophyta; Magnoliopsida; Poales; Poaceae
Source: RefSeq, a predicted model, not a curated record
AUGAUCUUACUACGGUCACUUGUCGCCGUCCUGUUGAUCUUUACUGUGAGUGCGGGCGAUGAGGCCGCGCUCCUUGCUUUCAAAGCAAAGCUCAGCCAUGGCGACUUGCUGGCCUCGUGGAACAGAAGCACCAGCUUCUGCAGCUGGGAGGGCGUGACGUGCCACCGCAGGCCGGCGCGGGUGGUGGAGCUGAGAUUGAAUGGCACUGGUCUCGUCGGAACGCUCUCACCGGUCAUCGGGAACCUCACAUUCCUGCAGAUGCUCGAUCUGGACUCCAACUCGCUCCACGGGAACAUUCCGGCGAGCCUUGGCCAUCUUCGUCGCCUGCAUGGGCUAUACUUGAGCAAGAACUUCUUCUCCGGCACAUUGCCAGCAAACCUGAGCUCAUGCAUCAGCAUGACUGAAAUGUGUGUGGACAACAACAAGCUUGGCGGGGGCAUCUCGGCUAAACUUGGAGAGAAGCUCACAUAUCUAACAUUUAUGUCGCUCAGAAACAACAUCUUCACAGGGACAAUCCCGAUGUCGCUGGCCAAUCUAUCCAACCUACAGCUCCUCGACCUCUCCGACAACCAGCAAAUGGGAUCGAUCCCACCAGGGCUCAGUAGCAUCCAAAGCAUGCGGUAUUUCAAUCUCGGCAGUAACCUUCUCACUGUUAUGCUCCCACCUUCUCUCUACAACUGGUCAUCAUCGAUCCAAGUAUUUGCUGUAGGGUUAAAUAUGUUGUAUGGAAGUAUUCUAGAUGAUAUCGGAAGCAAGUUCCCCAAUUUGAAAUAUCUUCUCUUGGGUGCCAAUAACUUCACAGGAACCAUCCCUUCCUCAAUAUCCAACAUAUCUUCCCUCAUAUCACUUGACCUCGCUCAUAACAAAUUUAGUGGGUAUGUGCCUCCCACAUUUGGGAGGCUCAUAGGUCUCCAGCAACUGAGUUUAAGUUACAAUAAGCUUAAAGCGAAUGAUAAUAAGGGGUGGGAAUUCAUAACAUCUUUGGCAAACUGCAGCCAGCUGCAGCUAUUGGAACUCGGCUCCAAUUAUUUUGAAGGACAACUACCAGGUUCGAUUGUGAACCUGUCAAUAAGUCUCCAGAAGUUAUACAUAGCGGACGAUAGGAUCUCUGGGAGAAUUUGCUUGUCUGGUCUCAUACCAUCAUCGCUAGGGAACCUUUCACGGUUAAGUGUCCUUUCUGCAUACAAUGGAAAAUUGGAGGGGCCAAUUCCGGCAAGCCUUGGGGAAUUGAAUAAACUUUUUAUACUCGAUUUGUCAAUGAACUACCAUCUUAACGGUUCAAUACCCAGAGAGAUUUUCAAAUUACCCAGCCAUUCUUGGUAUUUGGACUUGUCAUACAAUUCCCUUUCUGGCCCCCUUCCUAAUGAGGUUGGUAGUUUGGUAAAUCUUAAUCGACUGACUCUAUCAGGAAACCGGUUGUCUGGUAAGAUACCCGACAAUAUACAGAAUUGCUUAGUGCUGGAAUGGCUAUCACUAGACAAUAAUUUGUUCGAGGGAAGCAUACCUCAGUCACUAAAGAAUAUAAAGGGGCUCGGUAUAUUGAACCUGGCCAUGAAUAAGUUCUCUGGUAAUAUUCCUGAGGCCCUUGGAAGCAUUGGAUACAUGGAGGAACUGUACCUAUCACACAACAACUUGUCAGGGUUUAUCCCGUUAGUUCUACAAAAUUUGACAUCAUUGACCAGAUUGGAUAUAUCUUUCAACAAUUUGCAAGGUGAGGUUCCAAAUGAAGGUGUUUUCAGAAACAUCACUUACUUAGCGGUUGCAGGGAAUAUCAAUCUGUGUGGUGGAACUCCUCAACUUCAUUUGGCUCCAUGCUCCAUAAGCAAGAACACAGAAAAGAUUCCAAAGUCUCUUGUAAUUUCUCUAGUGACAGCUGGAGCAUUCCUGUUCUCACUUUCAGUUAUUCUUCUUAUUUGGACACUUAGCAAGAAGCUCAGACCUAGCAAGAAUAUAUUAGCACAAAAUUCAAUCGUUGAUGACCAUUACAAGCGAAUCCCCUAUAAUGCAUUAUUGAGAGGAACAAAUGAAUUUUCAGAAGUCAACUUGCUUGGGAGAGGAGGUUAUGGUGCGGUUUAUAAGUGCGUUUUGGAUACUGAAGAAAGAACAUUGGCUGUCAAGGUGUUUAAUCUUGGUCAAUCUAGGUAUUCCAAAAGUUUUGAAGCUGAAUGUCAGUCCAUGAGAAGGAUACGACACCGUUCUCUCAUUAAGAUCAUCACUUCUUGUUCAACCGUCAACCACCAAGGUCAAGAGUUCAAGGCAUUGGUUUUUGAGUUCAUGCCCAAUGGUAACCUGGAUGGUUGGCUUCAUCCCAAAUCUCAAGAGGCCACUACAAACAACACGCUCAGCCUUGCCCAGAGGCUUGCUAUCGUUGUUGAUAUUGUAGACGCUGUAGAAUAUCUGCACAACUAUUGCCAGCCAUUGGUUAUCCAUUGUGAUAUUAAGCCAAGCAACAUUCUUCUUGCCGAAGACAUGAGUGCCCGAGUUGGAGACUUUGGCAUAUCAAGGAUCCUUCAAGAAAAUACAAGUGAAGGGAUGCAAACUUCAUAUAGCUCAACUGGAAUUAGAGGUUCCAUAGGCUAUGUUGCUCCAGAGUAUGGAGAAGGAUCUGCAGCCUCAACAGCUGGUGAUAUUUAUAGUCUUGGCAUAUUGCUGCUUGAGUUGUUUGCUGGAAGGAGCCCAACCGAUGGCAGGUUCAGAGAUUCAUUGGAUUUGCAUAAGUUUGUUGAGGACGCUCUUCCAGAUACAAUCUUAGAGAUAGCUGACACAACAAUGUGGUUGCAUGGAGGACAACAUGAUAGCAUUGGAAGUAUUAGAAUCCAAGAGUGCUUGGUCUCGGUCUUCAGGCUUGGCAUAUCCUGCUCAAAGCAACAGCCUCGAGACCGACCACUGACAAGAGAUGUAGCGGCAGAGAUGCAUGCAAUCAAAGAUGAGCACCUCAAGUUUAUAGUGGAGCAUGGAGUCCAAGGAGAAGCCUUGACUAGAUAA